AUGGAGCCGCCCCGCUAUGAAUCUUUUACACCACUGGCACAAGCAUGUGAUAGUGGAUAUAUAAAUAUAGUUAAAACGCUUCUCAAGGCAAGAGCUGAUGUUAAUCCUCAUGGUGAACAUUUCACACCGCUCACAGCAGCAAUUAAGAGUGAAAAUUUUAGUAUAGUGAAGGAGUUGCUAAAGGCAGAAGCUGAUGUCAAUCUAAAAGAUGAGUUUAAUACACCACUGACUGCAGCAUGGGAUCUUGCACAUGUGAGUGUAGUAAAAGAGUUACUACAGAAAGGUGCUGAUGUUAAUCUACAAGAUGAUUUUGAUACACCACUGACUGCAACAUGUGGUCGUGGACAUGUGAGUGUAGUAAAAGAGUUACUACAGAAAAGUGCCGAUGUUAAUCUACAUGGAAAGGUUGAUACACCACUGACGUCAGCAUGUACAAGUGGAUAUUUGAAUAUAGCGAAAAUCCUGCUAGAUGUAGGGAGCGAUGUUAAUAUGCAGGAUAAGAAAGGAAAUACCCCUCUCUAUCACGCUUUUGUAAACACACAUUAA
Saccostrea cuccullata (small rock oyster) is the source of this 546-nucleotide messenger RNA. RefSeq names its product serine/threonine-protein kinase TNNI3K-like. The transcript has a single exon. NCBI's taxonomy places the organism in Eukaryota, Metazoa, Mollusca, Bivalvia, Ostreida, Ostreidae. The coding region runs from base 1 to 546 and encodes 181 amino acids. Gene Ontology annotation, molecular function: protein binding. The record is from RefSeq and is a predicted model, not a curated record.